ACUUCCGGUAGUACUGAGCAUCUUGUCUAAGCAACAGCUGGUUUUGUUUUUGUUCUGGUUCUGAAGAGUCAAGUGUAAACAUUCUGUGUGGUUGAGGCAUUUCAAAAAAAGUGACCUCUGAUUAUGGAGAUCGGCGCGGAGAUUAGUCGCAAGAUCCGGGGAGCCAUUAAAGGAAAGCUGCAAGAACUGGGAGCCUAUGUUGAUGAAGAACUGCCUGAUUACAUCAUGGUGAUGGUUGCAAACAAGAAGAGCCAGGAUCAAAUGACGGAGGAUCUCUCUCUCUUCCUAGGCAAUAACACACAGAAGUUCACUGUCUGGCUGCAUGGUGUACUGGAAAAACUUCGUUCUGUAACGUCUGAAAAUCCCAACCCCAAACUGGCUCAGUCUGGCCUCUUUGAGAUGACUGAAUCCCAGAACAAAACUCGAUCAUCUGAUUUUCCCGACAGGACGGCAGAUGAUUCUUGUACUUUAGAUGUGUCCAGCACACACCCAGAGAAGAGUGACUCCUGGGUUUCAACCAGCUUUCCUUCUCAGGAGCACAGAGGACAUGAUACAAGGAGAUUGCCAGCAGAAGAGUCUGCAGUACGCAUCAUGUCAGCAGUGAAGCCCUUGAGGGAGUCUUCACCCUCUGAAGCUGUGAUUGAUAUUAAACCAGAAGCGGAUGAUGACCUCAUGGGUGAAGACUUGAAUUUUGCACAAGAACUUCCUUCUGGUCUAAAGAAUCCCCUUGUGGCAGUAACCUACAACUCACCUCAGGCCACUGCUCUUGUGACUGUUCCUGAAAAACAGCUGUUGGAAAACAAACAACACCUGUCUAGGACUUCAGAAAGCAGUGCUAACCUUUACAGACAGACACCAGUUACUAGGCAUCCAGACAUGCAGCUCUACAGACCACCUGAAGCCCUACGGCUUUGUACCUCUGAAUCUUUUAGCGGUAUAUCGGAGAGCUAUAGGCCUGCUCCAAAACCCAGCUCUGACAGAGGUGCCCGGGAGGAGGACAGCUUUCGGAAACGGAAGAUGCCAGUAAUUAGUUCUGUAGUCAGAGUGAAAUCUAUCAAUGAUGAUGAAGAAGAAGAUGAGGAAGAUGAUGAUUAUGCUAGCUAUGUGUCCCGAACAGGAAGCUUACCCAGCAGUGUCUUAGUGCCAGCAAAGCCUGAGAGAAGGCCAUCUUUACCAAUUUCAAAGCAAGCAAAUAAAAACCUAAUCCUGAAGGCAAUUUCAGAAGCUCAGGAAUCUGUUACCAAGACAACAUGCUAUCCUGCAGUUCCACAAAAACAGAUGGUGCCUGUUGCCCCCAGGACACGCAGCAUGGAUGAAGGCCUCAUUCAGGAAGUAGUCCCUGUUCAGACAAGUACUGCCUUGGGUACUAGACUACAGGGUGUCCUAACAGAGCAAAAGUCCCUUCCAGAAACACAAGCUCAGCAUUCAAAUGUGGUUUCCCGCCUACAAAUUGACCCAUCGGCUGUGGCAUUACAAAGGAACUAUGAUUCACAUGCUGCAGAAACCCUGUUACCAAGUGAUACUCGUUCCUUUAUACUGAAAACACCAGCGGCAGAGGAGACAACAUCAGUACCAAAGCCAGAGCUGAGAGAGUUACUUCAGAAGUCACAUCCACAGCCAAAGGCACGAAUUAUCCAGAGCAGAGAUACUCAUCGAGGAGAGAGACCCCCCAGCCCCAAAUUUAUAGUGACCCUGGAUGGUGUGCCCAGCCCUCCAGGUUACACGUCUGAUGUGGAAGAUGAGGAGAUGGGCAUCACUGAAGAAGAAGAGAAGUUAUCUAAAUCAAGUUUAGCACUGCACAAAGUGGGGAAGAAGAGAGUGCUAGAGUCACAGCAUCACAUUAUAUUCAGCCAGAUCGCUGACCCUGAUGUCAUCAUGGAAGAUGUGAGUGAUGAAGCUAAGCGUCAGAAGCUGUCUGAACGCUGCAGAUAUUGGCCUGCAUGCAAGAAUGGUGAUUCAUGCAUCUACCACCAUCCCACUACCCCUUGCAAAACGUUUCCAAAGUGUAAAUUUGCUGACAAGUGCUUAUUUAUUCAUCCAAACUGUAAAUAUGAUGCCAAGUGUACCAGACCAGACUGUCCUUAUACACACGCCAGCAGAAGGGUCCCUCCUCCUCAGCCUGCAGUACCAGUACCAGUACCAAUACCAGACACUGCUGUGUGUAAAUUUUUCCCAGACUGCAAAAAUAUGAACUGUUCCUUUUAUCAUCCAAAGCACUGUCGAUUCAGCACCCAGUGUAAGAGACCAGACUGUUUAUUUUAUCACCCCACAACUACAUUACCCCCACGGCAUGCCUUGAAAUGGUCACGGAAACAAACCAGUCAGUGAAGAACCUCCACCUAAAUUUACUGUUCGAUCAAAAUUCAAAAACAGGACAAAAAGAGAAAAGAAAAUUGUGACCAGGAUGAAGACAUUUCACUUUUGGUGCAACAUCCAGCUGCUAACUGCCUUCCUCAAACCUCUUGAGUUUAUCAACCUCUUUUUGUAUGAAUUUUCUACUGUAAAUCAACAUCAGUAAAUAAUCUUUAUGAAUAAAUAAGACGGUUUUAAUACUCUC
Molecule: messenger RNA, 2557 nt
Organism: Protopterus annectens (West African lungfish)
Lineage: Eukaryota; Metazoa; Chordata; Ceratodontiformes; Protopteridae
Gene: ZC3H14
Product: zinc finger CCCH-type containing 14
Exons: 17
Coding region: 124-2328 (734 amino acids)
Biological process (GO): regulation of mRNA stability
Cellular component (GO): cytoplasm; nucleus
Molecular function (GO): poly(A) binding; metal ion binding
Source: RefSeq, a predicted model, not a curated record